UAGGGCAAGUCUCAAAUUUAGACGGCCUCAAAUAGAGGAUGGAAAGUUAGGGCAAGUCUCAAAAUUUUAGUCGGCCUUAAAUAGAGAGUAUGGAAAGUUAGGGCAAGUUUUUCAGACAACACAAUCUGCUUCGACACUCCGCAGGACGCAUCCUCCGCUAUCGCCUCAGGCUCAGGUGGCACCGUGACAAGAUGACUACCACAGGUGCUGUUGCAGGCGCUUGUAUUGAUUUUCUGAGACGUUUGAAGUUUAUUCCAGAGGAUCUCCAACUUGUCAAAACACCAUUCAUGAAAAAGGAUAAAAUGAUCCAUCAUUAUGAAUGACGAUUAGUAGUUUUCAUGAUAUUUGCAAAUGCUCUUUUUGUGUUUCUUAUAUUUCUUGUUGAUAGUUCGGAGCUGCAAGGAGAACUCAAUCGUCAUUAGAAUCAUCAGGUGGAGUAUCAGUAGGUGGACAUUCAGGGGCUUUUGGUUUUACAUUUCCAUUUCCAUUUGCGGCUUUUCCGUUGAUUGGAGACUUCCCAUUGCCGUUCGGAGCUGCUUUUCCAUCGCCCUGAGCUUUGCCAUUGGAUCCAUUCUCUUUCUUGUGAAUCGAAGAUACUUUCACCAAGAGAUUCCACGGUCUUAUUCAGAACUUUCUGGUCAGAAACCACCUGAUUCAGAACAGUAUCAAGUCUGCUAGCAACUUUCAGUACGGGAGCGAGGGUUUUGUACACAGCAUCCAUGUCAACUUCAGAUGGGGGGCGCUUCAGUACAUAUUUCUUGAAAGACUCAAACGUUCCGAGAGCAAGAUGAAACUUCGAAGUGCCGUCAGUUAUCUUGCCAAUAAGGAUGCUGUGUAUAUAUCAAAUGACUGAGAUUUGUUCAUCUUGCUCUUGGAACGUUUGAGUCUAAUGACGAUUGAGUUCUCCUUGUUUAAGCUGUUUCUGGAUCCAUGGUGUGAUGGACUGUUUCUUUCAGAGAAGUUCAGUUUUCAUACCUUAAGAAGUGUUUCUUCAAACAAGCAGAUUGAGUUGAGUAGUUUAAUAGUUCAGAAUCAAUGGCACUUUACUGAUAUUCCUUUGGAUGUUCAAAUGUAUUUACAGCAGUUUCAAAUUUUUGGAGGAGAAGACCAGAUUAUGUGGCAGCAUAAAAUGUUUACUUUUAAAGCUGCCUGGGAAGCAUGCAGAGUUCCUAAUCCAGUGGUGCAGUGGUAUUCUCUGGUUUGGAAUGGGGGUCGGCCUAGAUGGUCAGUUCAGUGUGCUUUAAUUAUACAGAAUGCUGUUUUACCAGCCCAGAAUUUACAGAGGAGAGGCAUAUCUCUAGCUUCAAGGUGCUGUUUGUGUUUAAAGAAUGCAGAGUUGGAUGAUCAUGUGUUUGUGGAGUGUGAUUACUCUUGGCAGGUUUGGUGUGGCUUAGCAUCUAUGUUCCAUUGGAGGGUUCAAAAGUUGUCUUGUGAAGGGUUUGCUGCUGCAAUGACCCAGCAGUUUCAAGUUAGGUCUCUGAGGAAUAAGGUCUUUAAGAUGAUUUUCUCAGCAACAAUGUAUUAUCUGUGGAAUGAGAGGAACUACAGGCUGCAUAAGGAUAUUUUUAGGUCUUCUCCCAUUCUAAUUAAAAGCAUUGUUUGGGAUGUGUUGGAUGUGGCAGGGUUGUGUCUUCAAGAUAUAAUUCUGUAGUUAGGGGUUCAAGGGUAAGGGUCAGCUGAACAUAUCCUGGUUGAGAAGCCACUGUAACUGACGGUGCCUCAGAAUGUUUGAGUCUUUCAAGAAAUAUGUACUAAAGCGCUCCCAUCUGAGGUUGAUAUGGAUGCUGUGUACAAAGCCCUCGCUCCCGUAGUGAAAGUUGCUAGCAGAUUUGAUACCGUUCUAAAUCAGGUGGUUGCUGACCAGAUAGUUCUGAAUAAGACCGUAGAAUCUCUUGGUGUCAAAGUAUCUUCGAUUCACAAGAAGGAGAAUGGAUCCAGUGGCAAAGCUCAGGCGAUGGAAAAGCAGCUCCGAACGGCAAUGGGAAGUCUUCAGGCAAUGGAAAAGCCGCAAAUGGAAAUGGAAAUGUAAAACCGAAAGCCCUGAAUCUCCACCUACUGAUACUCCCCCACCUGAUAAUUCUAAUGACGAUUGAGUUCUCCUUGGUUGUUGGGUUUUGCAUUCUUCCUCAUAUUUGGGUUUUAUGUUCCUUCUUUCUUAUCAGUUUUUUUGUUUUUGUUCCGGGUUUGUUAAUGUUUAUGUUCUUCUAUCCAUUAGUUUUUCCUUUUUGUUAUGGGUUUUUGUCCUCUGCUCUUAUGUUGCCUACUGUAGUGUAGGUUGAUGGACAACUUUGUUUUCUUUUAUAUAUUUUAACGAAUCAUCUAAUCCCUUUGUAGGUUGAUGGACAA
Molecule: messenger RNA, 2346 nt
Organism: Cornus florida
Lineage: Eukaryota; Viridiplantae; Streptophyta; Magnoliopsida; Cornales; Cornaceae
Exons: 3
Coding region: 890-1651 (253 amino acids)
Source: RefSeq, a predicted model, not a curated record